AGUUCCAUUUGUGAAAGUUAUUAGGUCGAGAAGCAGCCAUUUUGAUUUUUGUUCAAGAAAAACUGAAAGGAUUUCCCUCAUUUUCCUGACACUGUAUUGUCUUACGAGCUUUUAUGGGCUCUUCUAGCAUGCAUUUGCCACUUUUCUCACAGUAUUCAUAGCAAUGGCUGGGAAUCGAAAGCUGCAAGGUGAAAUUGACAGAUGCUUGAAAAAAGUACAAGAAGGAGUUGAUACUUUUGAAGAUAUUUGGCAGAAGGUGUACAAUUCAGCCAAUGCUAACCAAAAAGAGAAAUAUGAAGCUGACCUCAAGAAAGAGAUUAAGAAGUUGCAGCGCCAGCGUGAUCAGAUUAAAACCUGGCUGUCAAGUAGCGACAUCAAAGACAAGCGAAUUCUUGUCGAUAACAGAAAGUUGAUAGAAACACAAAUGGAGAGGUUUAAAGUGGUAGAACGAGAAACCAAAACAAAGGCAUAUUCAAAAGAAGGGCUUGGAGCAGCAUCAAAACUUGAUCCUGCUGCUAAAGAAAAACAAGAAGUCACAAACUGGAUUUCAGUACAAAUAGACAGCCUUAACAUCCAGACAGACAAAUUUGAGAGCGAAAUCGAACAACUUUCUACAGGCAAUAAAAAGAAAAAAAUGGACAAGGAGAAGGGUGACCGAUAUGAACAUUUAAAAGCUGCCCAAGACAAGCACACAUAUCACAUACAGAAACUGGAAACAAUAAUGAGAAUGGUGGAUAAUGAUGCUCUGCCUCUUGAACAGAUCAAAGGAAUCCGAGAAGACAUAGAAUACUAUGUUGACUCUAAUCAAGACCCAGAUUUCGAGGAAAAUGAGUUUGUUUAUGAUGAAUUAGAGCUAGAUGAUUUAGAUCCAUCAUUACAUUCAGCAACGUCACCACCUCAUGACGAAGAUCGAUUUUCAGACAAAUUGUCAACAACGCCAACUUCCACAAACUCGAGUUCCCCAUCACCUAGUCCAGGAAUUACAAAUCAUUCCAAGGAUGAUGAAAGAAAAAAGCAUAAAUCUAAUGAAGACAUAAGAAACAAAAACAACAGUGCAACACCAUCAUCAUCAUCGUCAUCAUCAUCAUCAGCCGGUUCGUCAAGUAAACUACCAAAUACACCUACAAAAAUCAACAGCUAUGACUAUAUUUUCAGCAAUCAGCAGUCUAUCAACUGUAUAGAAACCAAUAGUAAUCACUUGCCAAAUACAACUCCGCCCACACAUGGAUGGUUAGAUGGACAAAAUAGUAAUUCAGGUUCCCCUAUAUCUUCACGAAUACAAAAUAAUGUGCCGCCCUCUGUAUGGCAGCGAACCCCCUCUUCUACAGCUGCUAUGACAAUGAGGCAACUUAACUUUAGCGAAUUAUCCUCUCCGACUAGCGAUACUACAAAGAGCCAAUCAAAUUCAUUAACAAAUCAUGUAUCAGGACUUUCAAGCAGUGUGUCUAGCAGUGUGUUAGUGAACAGUAUAACAUCAUCUAUAAACAGUUCAGUGAACUCUGUCUCACCUAACAGUGUAGGAAAUCCCUCCAUCCCGCCUCAUGGGGCGCUGCCAUUGCUCAACAACGGGCUUGGCAAGGAAUCGGUUUCGCCUCCGAUGUUGUCAUCUCCAGUAUCGUCUAGUGCAGUAAACAGCAACAACAAUAGUUUAAUCACUUCAUUAUCAUCAUCGUUAUCAUCGACACUAACUUCAUCUCAGGCAAACGCAAUGAACAGUUUGAGUACGAGUAAAACAGAGAUAUUGCCAGGUGUUAUGAAUGGACCUUUAAAUGCUGGAGGAGCAUUACAUAAGGAUGUGUUGUCAGAAGAGAUGUCAUCCUUAAAAUCUAUUGCACAGCAGGCUGUGAUGAAUGCAGGUCUAGAAAACCAGAUACCAUCAUCGACAGACACAACGUCAUCUGACACAAAAGUGCCAUUCAACAGUACAGUGUCACAGUUGUCACCUCAACCGAGUCCCGGUUCUCAGGACGGAAGUAUAACAAAUCAACAGGUUCCACAAACCACGACAAUACACCUCAAUCGGUUAUUAGGAGUGGCACCACUGGGGCCCGUUCCUCUAGUAAAAGAACAUUUAUACCAGCUUACCAUGGGAGAGGCAGCAUUCCAUCAUCUGCCUCAUCCGUCAGAUUCUGAAAGAUUACGGCACUACUUGCCUCGGAACCCGUGUCCCACACCACCGUAUUAUCCUCAGUUACCUCCACCACAUGCAGAUUCAGUAGAAUUCUUUCAAAGAUUAUCCACUGAAACUCUGUUUUUUAUCUUUUAUUAUAUGGAGGGUACCAAGGCUCAAUAUUUGGCAGCAAAAGCAUUGAAAAAACAGUCAUGGCGUUUUCAUACUAAAUAUAUGAUGUGGUUUCAACGACACGAAGAACCAAAGACAAUAAAUGAAGAUUAUGAACAGGGCACAUAUAUUUAUUUUGACUACGAGAAAUGGGGCCAAAGGAAAAAGGAAGGAUUUACAUUUGAAUACCGGUAUUUGGAAGAUCGGGACUUGAACUGACUAAAAAAAGAUCUAGCCAGCACUAUAAGUGCUGACCUACAAAAAUAAAUAGUGUUAUCACUGCUGGGUGACACUUGGUGUGAUUGACGGCAGGGAGACAUGGUUACCAUAGUGAUCUACACACACCUGCAUUCUGAUCGUGCUCACAUUUGUUCUGUUGUCAUGGGAAAUAUCCAUCCCAACCAAUCAGUGUGCUUGACAUAAUACUGUGAUCUGAGUUGUGAAAAAGCUUGAAUUCUUGACCUUUUUAAUUAAUUAUGGCUAGAAUUGAAGCCUUUACAAAACCAUGGUGUUCUGUGUAAGGUUUAUUUUAACUUCUGUGGAUUUUAAAUAUUAGGAACAAUUUGGCAACAGGGAACUUCCAGCACAAGUAAAUCAUGGUAAUUGGGCACUGGUUACAAUCAUGUCAUCAACGUUGACUUGAUGCUCCAUUUUGUGAAUGCACAGUUUGUGCAGUUUGUAAUGAACAUUGAAUCUCAAGUGCCUUGCUCAUAUUUACACUGUUGGAAAAACUGAGCAAGAAUCUGUUGCUCCGUUAGAUAAACUGGUAACAACAAAUCAGAAAUACUCUAGAUCUUAUUUUAUUUGACACUCUGUUUCUCAACACAAAAGAUUGCCAAAAAGUUCACGAGAAACAUUUUUAUCAUUAUUCAAAAGCUGUCAAUGCACUUGUUAUUUCAUAAAUGCCCAUUGUGUUGGUCACAUUGUACAUUGUGGCUAGUCUUAUAUACACCAGAGCUACUUUUGCCAUAAAGGAUUAAAUUGUGUGAAUUUGUGUUUUCGGGAAAGAGCUAUAAACUACUGACAGUAAAUACCCUGUUAACUCAGUUUUUAUAAACAAGUAGGUUAUGAUUUAUUUGUGCUAAACUGGAAAGCAUUUAUUCAUACGAUGUAGUGCCUUGAUUGGCAUGAUCUCAGUAAAGGAAACUCUGGUCAAAGACAACUCAUCUACUAACAGUAUUUUAUACAGUGUUGAAGUGUGACGGAUAAUUGUGUGCUGAUAUAUGAAGGUUUAUGCUUGACAUGACAUAUAUAGAGACAGCUUCCGUGACCAAGGAGGAACUUCUAGGACGUGAAGUCACUUUAUAGUGCUGCCACAACAUAAACUGUCUUCAUAUAUAUAUCUGAUACAUAUUUUAGCAGUACUUAGCUACAAAAUCUAGUCCUGCUGUCUAUUCUCUACUCUCUUUUUUUUUUUAUCCCUACCCACCUGUUCAUUUGUUCUGUUCACAUGUAAUGUCUGGUUAGAGAUUGUGAUAGGGUAAAACUUGCUCUUGUAAAGUAACUUGUUAAGUUUUUCAGCAAUAUUUUUGUUGCUGAUUAAGGUUAUGCAGCACAUGUGUUUAAAUGUAAUCAGGCAGGACCAAAGAAUAGUUUCUACAACACAUCUGUAGUGCUUGUAUUUCACAAUUACAUUUUGAUCAUGGUUUUUAGUCAUUCACAGCUUUUAUACUGACCAUCACCUCGGAGCAAGAACUUGAUAAGAGCUUAAUAUCAAUGCAGUUACUCACUUUUUGUGCUAAGGUGAUGACUUGUUACAUCUACCUUAACUUUGGUCAAAACAGUCAUUCUUUUAAUAUUUUGUUUAUUUAAUUCAAAUUGUUUGGUUCUCUCAAAAUAUUAUUCCUUUUAGUUAUGUGCCUAUUAGCUAGAAAAGGCUAGAGAAAAAAAGAUCUAGGAGAACAUCACAGACUGUAAAGAUUUAUAUGUGAGAUUGAAGAACAUCAGGAUGUCGGAAUGGGAUUGGGAACAUUUAUUUUGUAUUGUGUUUAAGAGAACAAAAAAUGUUAUCAAGUAUGGUGCUGCUUAUUCAGUGAAACAUAGAUUUACCAAAAUUUUGUAAUAUUGAAGAUAUGAAAGUAAAAUUUGUAGAAUAUUGAACAACAAAAAAGUGAUGGAAAAAUUGCUUUUCUAUAAAACCUGAUAUUCAGAUAUUUCCAGUUAUUUUUCAUUUGAAAAUGCAUUUUUAUUCCAAGUGCAAUAAGCAUUGCUAUAAACGCCCAUCAACACAUCUUAAUCACAAGAAUAACUGGGAAAUAUCUGGAUGUUGUGUUCCUAGAAAAAGUAAUACAACUAUUCAUUUGUAAGUGCUACAUAAAACUGAAUCACAGGAGUUGAAAUUUCAAAUGUUUAUAGCUUUGGGAUGGCAUUAUAUGUUAAUAUGUUAACAGUGCUGAAAAAUUAUAUCAACUUGUUACAGUGUGCUAGUUUUUGUUUCUCAAAUGUUGACGUAUUGUGUCAGUGAAGGACUCGGCUAUGCAAUUUGUGCUGUGAUGGUAUUGUAGUAAGUAAAGGCAAACUAUCUCCUUGAAUACAAGCUCUAUCACAUUCAUUACAAUGCAUAGGUAUUGUCCUAAAACAAGAUUUUCCAGGGUAUGCUGCAGCUUGCAGUCCAAGUCAAAACUUUCAUGACAUAUGUAAUCUUUUUUUAUUUAAUACAUGACCUAGUAUUGUGGAAACAAGUUUUAUUUUGUUUCUAUCUAGGUAUAGUAACCUCUUCAUAAGCUUUUUUUAACGCCAAAAACCCUUAGUUUGUAUUUGGAAACCCUUUCAGAAAUGAAAGAACAGAAUAUGUGUUAAAAGACUUGAAUUAGGGAAGUAUUUCAUAAAGAAUAUACCCAUAAUUAGGGAAGUAUUUCAUAAAGAAUAUACCCAUACCAAAACAAUACAAUUUUAUUUAUAUUACUAGGAUUACUUCCUGAGAUUAGUAAUGAAAUUAGAUUUGGUUAAUGCUGAAAAUACAAAAAAAGAAGAUCAAAAAUAGUAGUUGAUAUAUGUUACUGAGGUCAAAAUUUGGUGGGGGGGAGCAUUAUGACUUCAAAAAUAAAAAAAAAAUGUUUGGCAUGUGUAAUUUAUUUUUGAAUGAUUUACUGCACCAAUGACUCAAUUUUGCUGUUUGGUAUGUAAAUUGCUUUGGAUGGGAGAAUUGGUCAAGCUUCUUUUUUAACAUUAUAUACUGUUACACAUAUGCUGCUAGUUCAUUGAAAUAAGUAUUGAAUUGAUAUUUCUUCAACUGGUUUAAGAGAAGGCAUAGAAAAACAUGGUUCUUGGAGGUAAUUGUGUGAGUGGGUAUUAUUGGUGCUCAACAUUUAGAACUAGAAGUGUUAUAUGAUAAUAUGGAAGGGUGUACUUUGUACAUUUUUAGAUUUUAUAUAUAUAACACCUACCUGUAUUAUUGUAUAAACCAAGGUUCUUUGGUUAGAGAUUAACGAAUGAUUGGUGAAGAUCUGAUUUUCUGUUUUUAUCUUGCCCCUGUUGUUCAAAUAUAAUUGAUACUGGAGCAAAAGACCUGUAUAAAUUCCACUUAAUGAAUUGAAAUAUCAGUGCAUUGUUAGUACUGAAAAGAAUUAUCACCAAGAACAGUAAAAAUAUAAUUUUUGUUUUCAAUUUCCCAUUCUAGAAUUAUACACAUCUUUCUGUGAAAGAUUGUUUAGUUACUGUUGAUGGAAGAUUAGAAGUUUUAAGGUACUUUUGCUGUUAACAUUAUAUCAACAAUUAGCUGUAUAUGAGGGAUAAUCAACACUGUAUAACAAAUAUGGCCUUUAUGAACAUGUGAUUUGAUACAAUGUGCAAUAAUGCAAAUUAUCAAUGUUUUGAUAGAUUUUGUACAGAUGUAGAGUAUUUGUAUAAUGAUAUAAUUGCAAACUAUUUGAAUUGUAAAAACAAUGAGUGCUUUACUGUUAAAAAUGGUACUGAUAUUUAAAUGAGCAUUUCAAGGCUUCCAUAUUAUAGUUGAAACAUUCCAAGAUGUGACAACCAGUUACACAAGAGCUUCUAUGUUUACAAUUGGUUGCUUUUAUUCAAUGCUUCCUGAAUGGUUUGGAGUAUUUAUGUCACGGCUUGAGAUACUGUCAAAUACUUAUUUUUAUCAGUUAGAAAGUGCUGUCCUGUAAAGAUACGAAAUAUUAACAUCAUAUGAAAUGUUUUUGUAAACUCACUAGGUUUUUAAUUAUUCCUUAAACGUUUUAUCACACCAAUUUAAUUUUUAUCCUUUUUGUAAAAUACACAAAAAAUGACAAUAUAGAUUUUUUUUAAUUCAAUUUUCAGACAAACAAAACGGUCCCUGGAUUUUUUUAUAAUACUCUGUCAGACUUCAUUAUAUUUUUCAAACUUCACAUUAUCUGAACAUUUUUAAACAAAAUGUCUUUUUCACAGAAAGUUUUCUUUUGUAUUAAGCUUACAACAUAAUAAUGGAGCAUUCAGCCAUAACGUUGGACAUGUGUGAAGUAGAUCACAUUUCAGGGGAAAUCAAUCUUGUUCUCUCUUGUCAUUGUUAUAGUUGUGAUAAUACUUUGUAAGACAUUUUGGAGCUUAUGUAUGGAACUAAGGGGGGCAACACUUGCAUGAUCACAAAUUUGCUGGUCAUGGAAAGAGUUGUGUUUCCUUGUUCUGCUAGCUCAACUGAAACUGUUGGUUUUUAGUCUAUACAGAUUGUAUUAGAUGAUUGUGUAUGCGAUUGUGACUGUCCUAUUUUUGUACAGCAUAACUUGUGAUACCCGGGUGUUCGCCUCUGGCAUGGGGGGAGAGCUGAGGUAGACUGCUCUGCCAUUACGCUGAUUACCUUGUACAUAUAUGACUGGGGGCCAAAGCACAAGGGUGAUCAGACAAUGCUGCAAACAAAGACAAAAAUAAAAAAAAUGAUUUGUCAA
Molecule: messenger RNA, 7149 nt
Organism: Mercenaria mercenaria
Lineage: Eukaryota; Metazoa; Mollusca; Bivalvia; Venerida; Veneridae
Product: CCR4-NOT transcription complex subunit 3-like
Exons: 18
Coding region: 164-2500 (778 amino acids)
Biological process (GO): nuclear-transcribed mRNA poly(A) tail shortening; regulation of DNA-templated transcription
Cellular component (GO): CCR4-NOT core complex; nucleus; P-body
Source: RefSeq, a predicted model, not a curated record